Molecule: messenger RNA, 1128 nt
Organism: Sinocyclocheilus grahami
Lineage: Eukaryota; Metazoa; Chordata; Actinopteri; Cypriniformes; Cyprinidae
Product: hematopoietic lineage cell-specific protein-like
Exons: 10
Coding region: 136-1128 (330 amino acids)
Biological process (GO): regulation of actin filament polymerization; cell migration
Cellular component (GO): plasma membrane; actin filament; site of polarized growth
Molecular function (GO): actin filament binding
Source: RefSeq, a predicted model, not a curated record
UGCGCGUGAGCGCGUGCCCGACGCCUCUUCUCCUGCAGUAAGCGGCGCGCAUUCUGAUCUGCCGUUUAUCUCGCGCUGACACUGACACUUAAAGACUAAAAGACGGAGGAAAAAGAAGGAAAAAAGCAUUAAAACAUGUGGAAAUCUGUGGUGGGACAUGAUGUUAAUGUGAAGGUCGAAUCAGAGGGGGACGACUGGGAAACCGAUCCAAAUUUUGAGAACGAUGUGUCGGAGCAGGAGCAGAGAUGGGGUUCCAGGACCAUAGAAGGAUCCGGCCGAAAAGAACACAUCAGCAUUGCAGAUCUCAGGCAGAAUGUGUCUAAGGAACAUGAGGUGGUUAAGAAGAAAGAGAUGGACCAGGGCGCUAAGGCCUCUUACGGCUAUGGAGGGAAAUUUGGAGUUGAGAAAGACAGAAUGGACAAGGGUGCUUUAGGGCACAACUAUGUGGCGGAGGUAGAAAAGCACUCAUCCCAGAUAGAUGCAGCAAAGGGUUUCGGGGGGAAAUUUGGUGUACAGAAGGACCGUGUGGACAAGUCUGCCAUGAGCUAUGAGUAUAAGGGUGAGGUACAGCAGCAUGCAUCUCAGAAAGAUUAUGCUAAGGGUUUUGGUGGCAAGUAUGGUGUGCAGAAAGAGAGGGUUGACAAGGCCGCAGUGGGUUACGACUAUAAAGGCGAGACUGAGAAACACCAGUCACAGAAAGAUUACGCGAAAGGCUUCGGGGGGAAAUACGGAGUGGAAAAAGAAAAAGAGCAGAGCAAGUGUGAAGAGGAGGAAGAGAACCAGAGACCUCCACCUGUGCCAGCAUCCCACAAUCCCCCACCUGUGCCAGCAUCCCACAAACCCCCACCCCCGGCCGCAACCCCCAAACCCCCACCUGUGCCAGCAUCCCCCAAUCCCCCACCUGUGCCAGCAUCCCACAAACCCCCAGAGACAUUCAGAAAACUGCCUGAAAUUCCCAGAGAUGAACCAGAGGAAGAAGCUCAGCCACCUCACUGUCACAGCCUCAUCACUGUUUUAGCCGCCUCACUGUUACAGCUACCUCACUGUUACAGCCUCCUCACUGUUAUAGCCGCCUCACUGUUACAGCUGUCUCAGUGUUACAGCUACCUCACUGUUACAGCCGCCUAA